Penicillium atrosanguineum is the source of this 1221-nucleotide messenger RNA. It is a transcript of the gene ppm1, whose product is annotated as protein C-terminal leucine carboxyl O-methyltransferase ppm1. The transcript has a single exon. Bases 1 to 1221 code for a protein of 406 amino acids. Gene Ontology annotation, biological process: C-terminal protein methylation. NCBI's taxonomy places the organism in Eukaryota, Fungi, Ascomycota, Eurotiomycetes, Eurotiales, Aspergillaceae. The record is from RefSeq and is a predicted model, not a curated record. Gene Ontology annotation, molecular function: protein C-terminal leucine carboxyl O-methyltransferase activity.
AUGGCUGCGCCUCGAAUUCCCAACCUCAACACGCUCCGCCGAGGACGAGGCCGAGGUCGCGGAAUAGGUAGCGCUGAAAAUGGUCAUGGUCACCCGACUAGCAAGGAUCGUGUUGUGCAGGGCACCGACAAUGACGCCAGCGUCUCCAGGAUGAGCGCUGUCGAGCUGGGAUAUCUCGACGACCCAUACGCAACAGCUUUUACACCUCCCGAAUCCGCAACCAGAAGGUUUCCGAUCAUAAACAGAGGUCAAUCCACCAUAGAACCCCUCUACGGAGCAAUUGCUGACUUGGACAUCGGCCACACAGGGACUUACGUUCGCACCACCGCAAUCGACCAGCUCGUCACCCGCUUUCUGGGUCCCUACUCUCCAGAAUCCCCAACAUGCAAGAAACAGAUCAUCUCGCUAGGCGCUGGCUCAGAUACACGAAUCUUCAGACUCUUCUCCAAACGCCAGCCCUCAGACAUAAUCUACCAUGAGCUCGACUUUGCCGUCAACACGGCCACGAAGAUUCGUGCGAUCCGAUCAACACCUUCUCUACAACGGGCACUCGGGCUCGAUCCCUCUGUAGACAGCGUGACAGUCUCUGAAUCAGGCAACGAGCUACACUCCCCUUCGUACCACAUCCACCCUGUGGACUUGCGAUCGCUGUCGGCGGGUGGCUCUCUUUCAGAAACACUUCCAGGCGUGGAUACAAAACUGCCAACUCUGUUGAUCUCAGAGUGCUGUCUGAUAUACCUUUCCCCAACUGAAGCUGCACAAGUAGUCUCUUUUUUUACCGAACAUCUUUUCGGCUCAUUGAAUAAACCGACUGGAGCUGGACAGGACGCGCCACAAAGCUCGCAGACUCCUCUUGGCUUGAUCCUAUACGAACCAAUUCGCCCGGACGACGCGUUCGGUCGCACCAUGGUUUCUAACCUCGCGACACGAGGUAUCCAACUCCAAACUCUCCAUCGAUACGCCUCAUUGGAAGCACAGCGAGCACGACUACGCGAGCAUGGGCUCGACAGUGGCCAGGCUACAGCUGAUAUCGAUUUCAUUUGGGAGCGCUGGGUCAGCGACGAGGAGAAAGAGCGUGUUGCCAGUCUUGAAAUGCUAGAUGAAAUGGAAGAAUGGCGUUUACUUGCGCGGCAUUAUUGCAUUGCUUGGGGAUGGCGGAAUGGAAAUGAUGCCGAGGCGUUUGGUGGGUGGACAGCUAUUGAAGCUCAACCAGGUCAUUGA